Molecule: messenger RNA, 4533 nt
Organism: Rhodotorula toruloides NP11
Lineage: Eukaryota; Fungi; Basidiomycota; Microbotryomycetes; Sporidiobolales; Sporidiobolaceae
Product: Annexin family protein
Exons: 17
Coding region: 1-4533 (1510 amino acids)
Cellular component (GO): cytoplasm
Molecular function (GO): calcium-dependent phospholipid binding; calcium ion binding
Source: RefSeq, a predicted model, not a curated record
AUGACGUCUACACCCCGGACGUCGAGAAACAUGCAGGAUGCAGCGACUACGCCGCAUCGACGCUCGCAAAUCGAGCUACUCGACCAACUCAACACCCUCUUCGACAACUACCUCCCGUCCGGCUCUCGUCCGACAUCCCCUCUCAUCCCCACCCUUGGCGAUGCUCCCUCUCCCACGCCCGACCAGCCCCGCACAGCACCUCUCAGACUACUCCCUGACCUCCUCGCUGCGUUCGAGCAGAAGAGAGGGGUCCAGCUCCUCACGUUCGAGGAGAAGAUGCAGUUGAGAGGGAUGGUCGAGGCGUUGCCAGAGGGGAUGGAGGAUCAGCCUUUUGGUGUCGAACAGGUGUUGCAGUUGUUGGUCAACAUGGGCGUAGCGGGUAGCGGGACGAGCGAGGACGUGAGUGGGUCGACGACGCCGGCUGGCGAUCCUCCCGCCUUGACGGACCAACCUCCGCCUCGUAUCGACCCGACGUUCCUCGCUACAGCCGAAGGCUCCCCCGUCGCGCGCCAUCGCCGCCUCCCCUCCUCCGCCUCGACAAGCCAAAUCCCCAUCCCCUCCUCCUCCUCAGCAUCCCUCCUCUCCGCCUCCGCAGCAACCGCCGCCUCGCGCCGCCGUUCCCUCAUGUCAUCCCUCUCGCGAGCUUCGCCCUCCUCUUCAAAGAGCCUAAGGAAGAAGAGGACGUUCGAGGACUUGUCGGCUAUGGUCGUCGCGCAGGGGGGAACGUACCUUGGUGUUGAGCUGGUAGGGCCGAUGGGAGAAGGGUGGGAUGCGAGUGCGGUAGCGGCGAGAGUGAGAGAGGCGAUGGGCAGCAAAGGACCGGCCCGCGAACGCAACCUCGUCGCCUCCCUCACGCCCCUCACGUUCCCGCAACUCAAAGCGCUCGACAAAGCGUAUGCGGCAGGGACCGCUCAAGGCCUUGGCAAGGGCAAGACGCUGCUCGAGACGGUCUCGGCGGAGAAAGCGUUCAAGGGGAACGUCGAGUUUGCGCUGAGGGGCUUGUUGAUGGGACCGCUUGCUUGGGACGUCUGGCUGCUGCAAAAAGCGCUCGACUCGGCUACCGUCAACGAGACCCUACUCAUUGACCUCUUCAUCGGCCGCCCGCCCUCAGCCUUGACGCUCCUGCGCGCAGCCUACACCCACCGCCUCUCCGACCGCAACUUCUCCAGCGCAACCGCCUCACCCAGCUCGGCCUCAACGACCCGUUCGCUCGACGUUGCCAUCCUCUCAGCCUUCUCCGCCAACGUCCGCCUGCGGAAAGCCUGGGAGGUUGCGUUGCGUGGGAGAUGGGAGGACUGCGACGGGGAUGAGGAGGGUGACGAGGGCGAAGCGAGUGCGCCGACGAGCCCGGUCAGCAAGGAGGAGCGCGAGGAGCGCAAGGCGAGAUUGUUGAAGGAGGACCUCGAUCAGCUCAAGGUUGCGCUUCGUCGAGGCGGCAAUAUCGAGAUCGUCUCGAAGAUCCUCCUCGCUCGCUCUCCCACACACAUGCACGCCCUCGUCAUCGAAUACCGCAAGUCGACCGCCGGCCACUCGACCCUCACCAAAGCGAUCAAGCAGUGCAUCCCGUCCGGCACGCUGCAGAAGCUUUUUCUCCACGCCGUCGAGAACGCCAAAAAUGUGGGCGAGGGGAAAGCGGCGGGUGCAGGUGUCGGCGUGUGGAGGGACGCGAAGUUGCUGGAGAAGGCGAUGGAGGCGGACAAGGGCGGGCGACGUGAGGAGCUCGUCUGGCGACUCAUCCGUGCCCAUUGCGAUCGGCCUCGUUUUCUCGCGGUUCAACAAGCCUACAAGACCAAGUACCGCAAGACCCUCGGCGACCGCCUCGAGUCUGCCCUGCCAAGUGGUGUUCUGCGCGACCUCGCCAGCGGUCUCGUUGCAUCGGCUGCGCUCCCGGAACCGCAGCCGUCCGAGGCAGAGGUCGGCCAAGUCGAUGACCCUGCCGGGCCCGACUCGCUUCGCGCCCGCACAACGAGUUCGACGAGUCUCCUCAGCGUCGACUCGGCCCUUUCGGAGAAGGCAGACGAUCGUUCGUCCGAUGGUGAAGGACGAAGCGGCACCGAAGCUGCCGAACUCGAAGCGGAAGGCGAGCUGUCCGACCCGCCUUCUCCUCGCUCGCCGCCUACCGCCAUGAAGGCGACUGCGGACGACGGCGCAGACCAGUUCGUCGAGGAUUCUCGCGCCUCGCCGGAUGCGAGCCUGUUCUCGCCAACGGAGGCCGGACCUCAGACCCCCGGCAUGCCUUUCGCCGCCGACUCGCCCGAUCAAAGUCGCUCCACCUCCGCGCUUAGUCACCGCAGCGACGGCCACCGACCAUCCUCCUCGCUCUCGUACCGUCAGCGGUCGACUCCGCUCGAGUCGCAUCAACCGCCCUCCUCGGCCGGCGGCAGCGCAGACAGUAGCAAGCUGUCGAGCUCGCUGCGGCAUGCUCGACCUAUCGCACCGUCUCGAGCGAAACGCAGGCAGAGUGAGGAGAUUGCCCGCAAGGAGCGUCAGGCGAGCGAGGAGCCGCUCAGCCCGACAGAAGGGCGAGUGCUCAGUCCGACGCCUUCCGCCACCUCGAGGGCAUCUCUGUCGCGUUCGGCUUCUUCCACUGGCGACAUCUCGCUGGGCAGCUCAACGGGAUCAGUCGGUUCGGCGUCCAUCAGCAUCGGGAAUGGCGGAAGGCGCUCGUCCCUCGCUCCCAGCGACUCGGCUUUCGGCUCUCCGCCGUCGAGCAUCGACACGACAUCCUUCUUCACGACGCCACUCUCGCCUAUCCGGGACGAAUCCCGGCCCUCCUCGUCCUUCUUCCCGGACCAGCUCGCGACGCCCCCGCCCGCUUCACCACCCGCUUUUGACCCGUCUGCGGCGCGCAGCGACUUCUUCGCAACAGCCGGCGCAACGCCCGACCCGCCCGAGCGAUUCUUCACCGCCAUGCGCCGCGAUCCUUCGAACGCCUCGAGCGCCGCCAGCAGCAGUCGCCCCGCGAGUCUCUUCGGCGAAGGCGGCCUCGACACGCUCCUCACGACCGGCAGUCCCGCGGCGCAAGCGAUGGAGCGCACGACGUCCGAGCAGUUCCAGCAAUUGGUCCGGCACGCACAAGACCUCGCUCGCAAGCUUAAGGAGAAUGAGGCUCGCUUCCAAGCCAGCGCGGCAGCCUACGAGCAAGAGGUGUCGGAUCUCGAGGCGCAGAUCGAGGAGGUUCGUGCAGAGCUGCAGACGAAGCGCCGCGAGGAGAAGGAGCUCCGAAGCGUCGAGAAGGAGCAUCUGCAGCAGAUCAGCUCGCUCGAAGCCGACAUCACCAAGCUCACGAAGAGUCUUGAGCGGAGCCGCGAGGCUUACGACAGCAUGAAGCGCAACUACACCGCGACGUGCGAGGAGGCUGAACGUCUUCGUGCGCUGGUUGCGGAGACGAGGAGGGAGAACCGUGCCGCCGAAGAAGCGAUCCAGAACCACGGCCUUCAGAUCCAGCAAUUUGAGCGCGACCGCGAGCUACUGCAACAGGCGGUCAACAAGCUUGAGGAGGAUCUCGUCGUCGCCAGGCGCGCACAAGACUCUCUUGACGAGCAGAAGCAGGAGAAUCUCCUGCUCAAGGAGACGAUUGACAAGCUUCGCUUCGAGAUUGAGGAGAUGCGGGUCGUCGGCCGCAAGUCUGGCUUCCUCGAUAACUCUUCCGCUCUCGCCUCGCCCGCCAAGGCUUCCCUCGGCGACUCCAUUAAUCGCAGUCUCGGGCGCGAGAUCGCGACCCAGCUUUCGGAGCAGGACAGCGAGUCGAGCGAUGAGGAGGGCACGGCUGGAGAGGAGGACGUCGACGACAUUAUCAUCACGACCCAUCGCCGCAUCAAAAAGCGCGGCAAGAAGAGCUCGCCUCUCAGCGAGCCGGUCGUCACGCACGUCGAGACCUCGGUCAGCGUCAGCGAUGCCGACGUCCAGACCGACACCCCGGCCAUGCGCGAGUCAGACGUGCAGACAAACCUUGUCGCCGUCCAAGACGACCUCGUCAAGGCAUCCGACGUCAAGCCUCAGAUCGUCGAGGUCCCGCCGCCGCCCCCUCCGGCUCGCACCGAGCGCGAGAUGCAGGAGGAGCUUGCGAAGGGCUUGGGCAUCAAGGUCGAAGCCAUCAAGCAGUUUGUCGAGGCGCAGAAGGGCGCGACCAAGACCAGCGGAGUCCCAGUCAUGGCCGAUGUGCGACCAAGUCGCCCUGGCCGCUGGCGGUCGCGCUUCACGCCUGGUCCAAUCGUUCAGACGCCUGCCUACCUCAUCAACGUCUUCCCAACUUCAGCUCGCCCGUACGUCGCGCAGGUCCUCGACUCGGGCGUCAGUCUCUUCCUGUACACUUUCACCAUUUAUCUCAUCGGAAUGAUCAGCGGAAGUCGCUUCCUCCCUCUCACUCACCGCCACACGCUCGAGAUCUUCUCGCCGCACGACACCCUCGCUUGGGAAGGACUCGCCGUCGGGAACAUGGGAGACAGCGGGAUGGCGCCGGAAGGAAUUGCCAGUCUUUUGCACAAUAUCGUCUGGAGCGGCAUCCGCACCGCUCGACGCGUUCCCCUUUGA